AUGCGCGCCGGAUGCUACAUCGAGAUACCGCGAAAGAUCAUGUUGAAAAGAGCGGUGAUCAACGUACGACCUACGGACGACGCGUGUUUUGCAUGGGCUGUGGUCGCCGCUCUAUAUCCGGUCGAAAAGCACGCGGAAAGAAGUUCACGGUAUCCUCAUUACUCGAUGGUGUUGAAUCUGGAGGGCGUCGAGUUUCCCAUGAGUUUGAACGGAAUUACUAGAUUUGAGCGUAUUAACGACAUAUCCAUUAACGUGUACACCGUUCGGAAUAAGAAGGACGGGAAAGGCGGCUGCCGUAUCGUUCCUCUGCGUCUCACCGGCGAUAAGAAGGAGAGACACGUUACUCUGCUGUGUAUAAGCAAUACGACGCGACAAGGUAACUCGGCCCACUUCGCGUGGAUCAAGAAUCUGUCCCGACUCGUCGGUUCGCAAAUGAAGCGAUGUAUGCAUUAUUUUCGAAUGGGCGAUAAGUUAUCGGCUCACAGCGCGGACUGCGGAAGAAUGAACGAGUGCGCUAUAGUCCUUCCCACCGAAGACGACAAAUGGUUAAAGUUUCGCAACUACGUUAGAAAGGAGCGACUUCCGUUCGUGGUGUACGCCGAUCUCGAAUGCGCGCUGGAGAAGAAGGGGGAGAGGAAAACAUCGAACACGUCCAUUGUUCAGCAUCAUAAAGUCUAUAGCGCGGGAUAUUACGCGCGAUGCGCGCUCGACGACGCUAGCUCGACGUACAGAACCUAUCGCGGUGAGAAUUGCGUAUCGUGGUUCGUCCGGGAAUGGUACGAUCUGGCGCUUCGCGCGAGGACUAUUCUCGACACAGAUGCGCCUAUGACGGAUCUUACGCCGGACGAGUGGGAGAGAUUCAUGAGCGCGACGCACUGUCGCGUGUGCGAUAGACCAUUCGAAUCGGAAGACGCUUGCGUGCGCGAUCACUGUCACCUGACCGGGCGAUACAGAGGUCCCGCGCAUUCGAAUUGCAAUCUAAAUUAUAAGGAGACGUACCGUCGAACUGUUACCGCUGACGAAAGAAACGUAUAUCUUUUUCACGAAGAAUGUCGAGGACGCGUCGGACAAUUGGCGUCGUAUCUCGAUAAGAGCGAGCUGAGAAUCGCGCGUUCGAAAUUUUCCGAUCUCGACGACGCCGAUUUCGAGCUUCUCGCGCGAAAGGGCGUAUUUCCGUACGAGUACGUCGACGACGUCGAUAAGUUGCGAGAGACUCGUCUACCGCCGCGCGAGGCGUUCCAUAGUUCGCAGACCGGUGACGCGAUAUCCGAGAGCGAUUACACGCACGCGAUAAGAAUCUGGGAGCGGUUUCGCGUCGAGAUUCUGGGCGACUAUAGCGAUUUGUAUUUAAAAACCGACGUUCUUCUAUUGGCCGAUGUCUUCAAAAAUUUUCGCGACGCGUGUAUGUGGAGUUACGGUUUAGAUCCCGUGCGCUAUUACACGUUACCCGGAUACACGUGGGACUCUAUGUUGAAGCAUACGGGUGUUCGAUUCGAGUUGUUAACCGACAUCGAUAUGGUGAUGUUCGUGGAAUGCGGAAUACGCGGCGGGCUAAGUCAAUGUUUCAAUAGAUACGCGCGCGCUAAUAAUAAGUACGCGCAGUCGCACGAUCCAUCGGAACCGUCUUAUCUUAUGUAUUCCAAUAUAAAUAAUAAUUAG
This is a messenger RNA of Formica exsecta, 1659 nucleotides long. RefSeq lists its product as uncharacterized. The transcript has 3 exons. The record is from RefSeq and is a predicted model, not a curated record. The coding region runs from base 1 to 1659 and encodes 552 amino acids. NCBI's taxonomy places the organism in Eukaryota, Metazoa, Arthropoda, Insecta, Hymenoptera, Formicidae.